Molecule: messenger RNA, 1068 nt
Organism: Gordionus sp. m RMFG-2023
Lineage: Eukaryota; Metazoa; Nematomorpha; Gordioida; Chordodea; Parachordodidae
Exons: 3
Coding region: 1-1068 (355 amino acids)
Biological process (GO): proteolysis
Molecular function (GO): aspartic-type endopeptidase activity
Source: RefSeq, a predicted model, not a curated record
AUGGAGGGUAUUACAUUAAAGAAUGAAAUGGAAUUUCGUGUGGAUGGAGAUGUAGAAAUUAAGAGAGAUUUAGUAGAGGACAAAAGUGAGAAGGAUAAAUGUCCUCAUGUGGAAAUAGUUGUAGGAAGUAGAAAAAUUUUGAUGUUAUUGGAUACAGGUGCGGCAAUAUCGAUCGUAGGUUAUGAAAAUUUUUGUAAAUAUUGGCCAGAGGAGAAUAUAAUUAAAGAAAAGAUGAGAGUUAAACAGUUUGACGGAUCGGAAAUAAAGGUUUUAGGAAAAAUUGAAGUACCAGAUGAUAUGAUUGAAGUUCAGAACGAUGAAAUAAAAAAUCGAGAAUUAUGCCAUGUAAAGAGUGAAAUCCUUGGAAAUGGUGUGAUGGGUGAUCGAAAAAGUGAAUUUGAAAAAACAAAUAUGCCUCAAACGCGGAUAGUUCCAGUUAAAAAAAGAAAGGUAAGAUAUACUGAGUUGUCGCAAAGUGUUAAUAUUGUGGAAAAUGACGAUUCUAGAGAGGUAAAAAAGGAAAUACCUAGUAGAAAAUGUAUUAAUGAGCGAAAUAAUGGUGAAAAGAAAAUAGUCACAAAAACAGAAGAAAUAGAGGAGAAAAUUAUUAGUCAAGAAAUGUAUAAGGAACUGGAUAAUGGAAAGAAAGAUAUACCAGUGUUACAGAAUUUCCUGGCGAAAUUUGUAAGAAAAAAAGAGAAAAAGAAGAUUAAUGGAGGGGAAGGAAAGGAACAAUUGUCGAAUUUGGAAAAUUGGAAACUUGCAGUGGCAGUUUUAAUGAAUAGUCAUAGUGAAAUUUUUGAGGAGAAAUUAGGAUGUUUAGUGGAUUAUGAAGUUGAUAUCCGUUUAAAGGAAGGUUUUGUACCGCAGUAUUGUCCGGUGCGAAGAGUUCCAUUUGAAUGGAGGGCGGAAAUGGAAAAAGAGUUGGAUAACUGGGUACGAGAUGGAAUUAUUUGUCCUAUUGGUUACAGUGAAUGGGCAACUCCGUUGGUUCCUGUUAGAAAAGCCUAUGGAAAAUUGAGGUUAUGUGCAGAUUUUAGAGUGACCUUGAAUCCUUGGGUUGUAUAG